AUGUCAGGAGUUGAAAGUGUUGUGGUUGAUAAGGAUAAUCCAGUAGUGGUAGUGGAAGGAAGAUUUCUUCUGGAAAAGCUUUGCUCACGCCUCCGAAAUGUGACUAAUAAGGUGGUCACAGUUAAGAGGUCAGAGAUGGAAGAAACACAAGAACAAAGCGAGAGCAGCCAUGGAGAUGACCACAGACAAGAUAAACAGGAGAACAAUAACCAAAACGCAGAGACAAAUCAACAAGAUGAGAAGAACAGUCAGUCCAGCAAAGAGAUUGUGUUGAGAGUACUUAUGCAUUGUGAAGGAUGCAAAAGCAAGGUUUCUAAAUGCUUGAAAGGGGUUGAAGGCAUCGAAGAUGUUACGGUUGAUUAUGCGAAUCAGAGAGUGGUUGUGAAGGGGAAAAAGGCCAAUCCAUUGAAGGUUUUGGAGAGACUGCAGAAGAAGUAUAGCAGCAAUGCUGAACUCAUCUCUCCAAAACCAAAGCCUGAAAACAAAGAGAAAAAAGAGCCCUAA
This is a messenger RNA of Prunus mume (Japanese apricot), 504 nucleotides long. The record is from RefSeq and is a predicted model, not a curated record. NCBI's taxonomy places the organism in Eukaryota, Viridiplantae, Streptophyta, Magnoliopsida, Rosales, Rosaceae.